UUCGCUUUCGCUUCCAUGAGCGCACUUAACUUUAGUUACGACUUCUGCAUUUAAGUUUGAGUUCCGUUUGUCUACAGCUUUAAUUUUUUAAAUAAACUUUAUUAUUUUAUGUAGGCGACAACAUGCCGAUCAAACAAAUUUUAGCAGCUUUUGCGGCGUUAGAAUAAAAUAUUCAUUUAGGAACGUGAUUGAACUGGUCGAGCCUUCUUGCACAUGCAUGUUUGACUUUUGGGACUGAGUUUUUGUUGCUUUAAGGAAGACACCAGUCUGUGCUGAAGAUGGAGGGUAAGAUGCACAUGAAAGAGUGGCUGAUAGCUCAGAUAGAGAGUGGCAAAUAUGAAGGAUUGUGUUGGGAAGAUGAGGACCAAACGAUGUUCAGGAUCCCGUGGAAGCACGCAGCCAAGAAGGACUACAAACAGACAGAGGACGCAGCACUCUUCAAGGCUUGGGCUGUAUACAAAGGGAAAUACAGGGAGGGGAGGGAUAAAGCCGACCCCACCAUGUGGAAGACACGUCUCCGCUGUGCGCUCAACAAGAGCACGGACUUCCAGGAGGUCCCUGAACGCAACCAGUUGGACAUCACUGAACCUUAUAAAGUCUACCUGAUCCAGCAGGAAAGUGGGCCCGCCAGACCUGCAGAGUCUUCAAAAUUAAAGGAUCAGGUGAUCAUCCAGGCUAAGAGGUUUGCAAAGAGCCCCGGGUUUCUGGACAAACAGCUUAAUUUACAAAGGGAAUCAAUUCAGUCAAGUAAAGAAGAAGUAAAACCAGCGACUGAUGAUCCGUUGAGGGAGCACAUGUAUUGUGAGCUGACAGGAAGAAAAACCCCUAUAACCUUCCUCAGCCCUACACUUACUAUAUCAGACUUCCGCAUGCAGGUGGUGUUGUUGUACCACGGCCAGAGGGUGAUGAAAGUGACCACCAAUAGCCCAGACGGGUGCUUCAUCCUGCAGGGCCGCGUCCCUUUGGGGAACGAGCAGAUCUACGGGCCCUGCACGGCCCAGCAGCUCCCCUUCCCUUCCCCGGGCUCCGUGUUGUUGCCGUCAUGCAUGGCUGAAGCAAUGAACCGCCUUCUCUGUCACCUGGAGAGGGGUGUGCUAUUAUGGGUGGCCCCAGAUGGGAUGUUCAUCAAGAGGUUCUGCCAGGGCAGGGUGUACUGGAGCGGUCCCAUGGCCCAACACACUGACCGGCCGAACAAACUAGAGCGAGAAAAGACCUUCAAAUUGCUUGAUAUACCCACAUUUCUCAAUGAGCUGCAGAGCUGUUUACAGGGGAAGGGACCGACACCUUCUUAUGAGAUCGAGCUCUGCUUCGGAGAGGAGUAUCCAGACCCCAAUGUUCCUAAAACCAAGAAGCUCAUCAUGGCACAGGUGGUGCCCUUGUUUGCAGUAGAGCUGCUGCAGAGGUUCAACUUGGGAGAGAUGGAGGAGAUUCAGCGACCGAAUACCACCUCCAACACAGAACGAGAGAAGAUGUAGGAGGACAGGGAAAGCUACCCUGCAGCAGAGUAGCCAUGAACAAUAUACAAAUGGAUUACUGCAGCUUUAUUCCUUCCCUGUCAUCAUCAUGAAAGACAUCCUAAGAGCAGACCAAACAAAGCACAGUAUUGUCAGUGGAAAUGUGUAUAUGAUGAAGAGACGAUGGAGGUGUUGCAUUGUAGACCUAUUUGCAUUACAUGAAAGGAAAUUGGUUAUUAUUGUCUUUUUCUGUCAACCAUGCAGCUAGACUAGCAAGAAAUUUCAGUUUUUGUUGAAGCUAAAAACUUAUUUCAUGCUGAUAACGUACUAUUAACCCCUGUAAUUUUAUCCUCAUAUGCAGAAUCUGUACUAAAUGAUGAUGUUCUAAAAAUGUAAAUGUAUGAUACUUAACAGCACAUGCAGAGAAAAAAAUCACACUUUUAA
This is a messenger RNA of Plectropomus leopardus (leopard coralgrouper), 1898 nucleotides long. It is a transcript of the gene irf10, whose product is annotated as interferon regulatory factor 10. NCBI's taxonomy places the organism in Eukaryota, Metazoa, Chordata, Actinopteri, Perciformes, Serranidae. The record is from RefSeq and is a predicted model, not a curated record. Gene Ontology annotation, biological process: immune system process; regulation of transcription by RNA polymerase II. Gene Ontology annotation, cellular component: nucleus. Gene Ontology annotation, molecular function: DNA-binding transcription factor activity, RNA polymerase II-specific; RNA polymerase II cis-regulatory region sequence-specific DNA binding; protein binding.